AUGUCCACACACGUGCUGGGAGCUGACGAAGCAGUUCGACUCGUCAUCCAAUACUUCAAUCAGCUGUCGAGUGGAGCCACCCCGCGACACCCCGGACUGCCGGCAACUUCCGAGUUGGGCGGACCAACGGGACCACCAGCAGGGCCACCAGGACCACUGGCAAUCGGCUAUGAACCACCGACUCCUGCCGAAGCAGAGCCAGAGACCGAACCCGUGAUUGCCACCGUCUACACUGUCAAUGCUGACGACGAGGGUCAGUGGUCACUGACCUCAAUCAACACGAUGACAGGAGAAGAGAUCAGCUCUUGCACUUUGCAAGCGACUGCUACAGGCUACUAUGUCGUUGUGUACGUGGACGGUGUGGGCUACUUCUGGGAUGGGAGCUCGGACAGUGACAUGGUGCAUUGCGGUGAGCACCUGGUUGCUCAAGCUGUGGAAGUCGCAUCAACUGCACCGGGAGUGGCAGCUGCAUCUGCGUUGCUUCCUGGCAUGUGCGCUUCCGGAGCCCCUGGUGGCCCUGGAGGGCCCGGAGGACCUGGCAAUGGAGGUACCACCGCAUUGGUGCCGCGUCUCCCGGCAGAUGACGACGAGGACGACUUCUCUGAGACAGAGGAGGCAGAUCGGCCAGUCAUCGUUUCCUACUCGGAUGGCACCCAGUCCAUCUUCUAUCGCCAGAGAGCCGUUGAGCUUCCGACAGCGAACCGCUGGAAGCUUGUCCAGGACCCUAACACGGCUGAGUGGCUGGUGGAUGAUGAGAAUCAGGACCCCAAGGUGAAGCCGAAGUGGGUGGCGAAGCUCAUGUCAUCCAAGCGCUCCCGCACGAUGACAUCCGCAGAGCUGGAGGGCAAUCCCACAGCCCGGUCGAGCCACGAGCCUGCCCCGACGACCCCACCAAAGACUGGCGAAGCUACGAAGGCACCGGGUUCGCCGGCUGCGAAGGAUCCGGCAGCCGCAAAGGAUCCGCCGACUGCGAAGGAUCCGCCAGCUGCGAAGGAUCCGCCAGCUGCGAAGGAUCCGCCAGCUGCGAAGGAUCCGCCAGCUGCGAAGGAUCCGCCAGCCGCGGACGGUCCGCCAGCCGCGAAGGAUCCGCCAGUCGCGAAAGGUGAGCCGGCGAGCAAGAGCCCACCUGUGAUUCCGGGACCGUCACCUGUCGGACCUCCUCCGCCCACACCGGCAAAGGCUAAGACCCCGUCGCCGAAAGAUCCGCCUGCAAAGGCAGCUCUCCCGAAGCACGGCAAGGGCGUGUAG
Messenger RNA from Symbiodinium sp. CCMP2592, 1248 nucleotides. Lineage: Eukaryota; Dinophyceae; Suessiales; Symbiodiniaceae. The record is from the annotation of a GenBank genome assembly.